AUGAAUAGGUUUGUUUUCGAAUCUUAUAAGACCGAAGAGCUGAAACGAAAGGUCGAAGGAGGAGGUGUCCCCGCACCUACACGUGUGGAAGUUAUCAUGUCACUUGUUUGGACAUGCGCCAGAAAUGCCUGGCGCUCUAACUUGGUGUCUCCAAGGUCAACGUUAAUGCUUCAACCAAUGGAUUUGCGCUCUAGGGUCUCUUCUACGGAUGUUUUCUCCAUCGGAAACCUACAGACAAUGUUCCUUCUUAAGAGAGGCGUGGAAAGCAGCAGUAGUUUCGACUUGGAAAUCUGUGAAACGGUUGCCGAAUUUCGUAAAACCAAGGAAUCAGUCAACGAGAUGAUUAAAGAGAAUCUCCAAGGCAACACACUUGGUCAGUCUUUAAUGCGUGUCAUUGGAGAUUUCGCGUCAAGUCUCACGCCAGAGACAGACUUGUACUCAAUGACUAGCUGGUGUAGAAAACCUUUCUACGAGGUUGACUUUGGCUGGGGUACUCCUGCAUGGGUUGGAUCUACCUCGACAUCUAACAACAUUGCAUAUGUAUGCCUCAUUGACUCAAAAGAUGGUGCAAGUGUAGAAGCAUGGAUAAGCUUACCCGAGCAAGAUAUCCCCAUCUUCCUCCGUGACCAGGACCUUCUUGCUUAUGCCGUUCUAAACCGCCCCGGUCCUGAUCUAACCAAUCACAUCUUACCAUGUGUAAAAAAUUAA
Molecule: messenger RNA, 708 nt
Organism: Eruca vesicaria subsp. sativa (arugula)
Lineage: Eukaryota; Viridiplantae; Streptophyta; Magnoliopsida; Brassicales; Brassicaceae
Source: the annotation of a GenBank genome assembly